AUGACAGCGGCCGCCAAGCAGGUGGCAGCGGCCAAAGGUAUCAGCAUUGAGGUGUGGCAGGUCGGGCCGCGAGUGCUUGAUCCUGCAAAAAAGUACAAUGAGGAGACGGAGAAGUGGACGACGACAAACACUGGAAAGAUUGCACAUCACUACUGGGUUGUAUUUGAGAAGGCUUUCAUGGAGAAAAUGCAUGAGCACGUUAUCUUCGUAGAAGAAGACCUUCUGUUCUCCCCGGACUUCGUUGCGCUAUUCCGCAGUACAGCCGGCCUUAUGGAUCAGGACGCAAGUCUUUGGUGCAUUGGUGCUUGGAAUGACUUUGGCUUCAAGGGCACGGUGAUGGACAGCUGCAGCCUGCAGCGCACCUCCUAUUUCCCAGGCUUGGGCUUUAUGCUGUUGCGGAGAGCCUGGCUGGCAGUCCGAAAGGAGUGGCCCGUCGCACCAACUAUGGGCUGGGACUACUGGAUGCGGGUUGCUUUCCGAGCAGCUGGCAAGGAGUGCGUCAUCCCACAGGUUUCCAGAAGCCACCAUGCAGCUGCAAAAGGCUCCUCCGUGUCGACGGCAAAGCAAGUUCGCCUUUUUGAGGCCAUGGCCUUUGCUGAUGUGCCCUCGACAUGUGAUGUCACAGAGCCCUGCGCGCAUUUUGGCAAUGUGUCCUACCUUCUGGAGGAGGAAUACAAUGCCUGGCACCGGAAAGCAAUUGCCAACGCACCCAGAUUGGAUUUGAAGGAGCUCAAGGCACAAACCUCGGCGAAACCGACGAAGAAGCUGCCGAGGGUUCUCCACGUGGUGCCAUACGUGCGCGAAGAGUUCCCUCAACUGGCAGAGCCGGCUGGCCUGUCUCCCAGGAACACAAAGGGCUCGAUACCAGCAGAUGUGCGAUCUGAGCAUUAUGGCAUCAUGGUUGGGCGCAUUGUGAGCCAGCGCAUUCCCUUGUUACUGGUGGACAAGAGGAGUAAGUUGGGGUUCCUGCGUCCGGAGGAGCAGCUCAGGUUCAGCGAGGACUAUGAGGUUGUUCCUGGCAGCCAGGGUAGGUCCUGCGUGGAAGUUUGCCAGUCAAGGAAUAGCAAGUGCGACUCGAAGCAGAUAUACUUCUUGAACGACUGCAACGUCCUCAAGAAGCACUUUCCCUGCGAGGCAGGUUGCGCACACCAGGUCGGCAAAGAACUUCCGGUGUAUGUGCCAGACCAUGUCCAAUCCACAACAGGGCAGUGCCUUCUGACCUUCAUCUCGCCUGGAUCUUGCGAGGGGAAGCACAAGAGCACCUCCCGGCUCUGUCCCUGCAGCUUACCAUCCUCAAAGCAAAGGUGA
This is a messenger RNA of Symbiodinium natans, 1308 nucleotides long. NCBI's taxonomy places the organism in Eukaryota, Dinophyceae, Suessiales, Symbiodiniaceae. The record is from the annotation of a GenBank genome assembly.